AUGAAAGUUUUUAGUCUAAAUGUGACCAUCAGCCUUGUAGUAGGCAUGGUUUUUGCGAGUCAAAAUUCCCAAAACUCUGUUUCCAAGCUCGUCCGCCGAAGCAACGACAAAGACCACCCUCCCUUCACCAACACUUACAUCAUGAAUGAUAAGCCAGACUACUCACAAGGUGUCUUGACAAUCCAUUAUCCCAAUGGUGCUCUUGCAUAUCAGUUCCAAAAGACUUAUCAAGAUGUUCGCAGAGGAACUUCCACUACGCAGGUGAGAGACUCAAGCUUGCAACCGGUGUUAUUCCUCAACUCCCAAGACGAUACAUGCUUUAAAAAGUCACACUUUAUCGAGCCAAAUGUUACCGGAGCCCAUAAUAGAGUUUUUAAGAUUGAUCCCAGAGGCCUGAGGUCUGAUGAGUGGACCUUCAGCUUUAUUGCCUCCUGGGGGGAAGAGAUCUCGUAUCGCUACAGGAGAAACUAUUUUAACAAAGGAGGCAAGCUUUUCGAGACUAGGAAAGGCGGAAAGGAAGUUCAAAUGUGCUUAUUAGAAAAUCAAACUCGUUGGGAAUCUUGGCUGAACCCUGGACGGAAGGGAGCAGCUGCUUUUACCCUCUCUUGUGCUGCAACUGCCGCUCAGGUCGAAGCGGUUACUUUAAUGGCCAUGGUUUUGGCCAGAGCAGAUGUCUGUGGAAUUUGA
Molecule: messenger RNA, 687 nt
Organism: Puccinia triticina
Lineage: Eukaryota; Fungi; Basidiomycota; Pucciniomycetes; Pucciniales; Pucciniaceae
Exons: 5
Coding region: 1-687 (228 amino acids)
Source: RefSeq, a predicted model, not a curated record